Messenger RNA from Nipponia nippon (crested ibis), 2053 nucleotides. The record is from RefSeq and is a predicted model, not a curated record. Lineage: Eukaryota; Metazoa; Chordata; Aves; Pelecaniformes; Threskiornithidae.
UCGUUCUUAUAUGUAGAUCUUUCUUCAUAUAAAGCAUUACUUAUUUAUCUGUUUAACACAGCACACUGAUAAGAUCGCACAGCUUGCAAUUCUACGCUGUCAUCUGAAUUCAACAUCAGCUGUCUUUACUCUGGUCCCUGCAAGAUGCCAGCAGCCCUUGCAGAGAACAGCCAGGUUAUCUGUGAAGUAUGGGCCAACAACCUGGAAGAAGAGAUGAGGAAAAUUCGAGAGAUUGUUCUAAGUUACAGCUACAUUGCGAUGGACACAGAGUUUCCCGGAGUUGUUGUAAGGCCAAUCGGUGAAUUCCGCAGUUCCAUAGACUAUCAAUAUCAGCUCCUUCGGUGUAACGUUGACCUUCUGAAAAUUAUCCAGCUGGGUCUGACUUUCACAAAUGAGAAAGGAGAAUAUCCUUCCGGCAUCAACACCUGGCAGUUUAACUUCAAAUUCAACCUUACCGAGGACAUGUACUCUCAGGAUUCCAUAGACCUCCUUGCCAGCUCUGGGCUGCAGUUCCAGAAGCACGAAGAAGAAGGGAUUGAUACCCUGCAUUUUGCUGAGUUGCUUAUGACAUCUGGGGUCGUCCUUAGUGACAGUGUGAAAUGGCUGUCCUUCCACAGUGGUUAUGACUUUGGCUACAUGGUGAAGCUGUUGACAGAUUCCAGGUUACCGGAAGAGGAACACGAAUUUUUCCAUAUCUUGAACCUUUUCUUCCCAUCUAUCUAUGAUGUAAAGUACUUAAUGAAGAGCUGCAAAAACCUCAAGGGUGGCCUUCAAGAAGUGGCAGAUCAGCUGGAUUUGCAGCGAAUUGGACGACAACACCAGGCAGGAUCGGACUCUCUUCUCACGGGAAUGGCAUUCUUCAGAAUGAAAGAGUUGUUUUUUGAGGAUACAAUUGAUGAUGCAAAGUAUUGUGGGCGGCUGUAUGGCCUUGGCACAGGAGUGGCUCAGAAACAAAAUGAAGAUGUGGACUCGGCCCAAGAGAAAAUGAGCAUUUUGGCUAUUAUCAACAACAUGCAGCCGUGAUAAGCGGUGCCCCUCAGCAGAACGUGGUUACCAUAUUGGCAGCUGCUGUCCUCAGCCAUUUUCCCUAAUAGCGUUUCAAACAAAAGGCAUCUACAGUAUACAGCCUGCAGAAGGCCUGCAGUUUUGCUGAAGAGCUGCAUCUUCAUUUGAAACCCAGAAGAGAACUGACUGAAUUCCUAAUGCCAGCAUUUGUGGUUUGCCAUCUUUUUAAUACCAAGGGCAAAAGACAGAACCUACGGUGUAUACCUCUGUUUUUUUCCUCUUUAUACUGUACAGAAUCUGCAAGGAAGACUUAACGGUAGAAUAUUCAGUAGAGCUAAGGGUCUGGAAAUCCAGUGGAAAUGGACACAGACAUGCACACAAAUUUGCUAAUUGUGCUUUAUAAAGCUUAUUUUAAAACUUCUGCAUGUUGUGAGGGUCACUGCUUCACCUCAUGUUUUGCUUAUUUUAUCUUCGUGUAGUCUGUGGAAAUUGCUCCCUUUGAUCACUGCAGAGGUUUGGGAACGGAUGACAUUAAAAAUGAUCCUUGCAGCUAAAAAUAUUCAGAGAUUUGCUUUAACAACAACGGGAAUGGAUAUUACUGGAGCUGAUAUGAUCAGCUCUCCCUAGUUUCUAAUUCUGUAUGGUACAGGUUUGACCCACACUGAGCCUCCGCUUAGUUCUUAUGGGUAUGAAUAAACUGUUCUGGAAAUGGAUUAAGAGGCCUAAAAGUUGACCUUUGACAGGGGAUUGGACCAAUACUCUUACUUCAGUUUUCUUCAACUUAACCUACAAAUUUUGUUCUUCUCCUUGCAACACAAGUAGUUCAGCAGAUGGAUAAAUAUUUGUUCCUCUUCCCCCCCCCCCGCUUCUCCAGCCCCUAAUUUUACUAUAUGCUUAACAACAGACAAAACAGCUCCAUUUCUCUUCAUUAUAAAAGCUGAAAAGUAGUUAGAGGAUGGAAGAACAACUUGGGAUUCUGACUUUUUAAAAAAAUGAGCUAUUCUAUAGUAUUUUUCUUUUCCAACAGCUCUGUAAUGACAUUUCUUAA